Molecule: messenger RNA, 813 nt
Organism: Symbiodinium natans
Lineage: Eukaryota; Dinophyceae; Suessiales; Symbiodiniaceae
Source: the annotation of a GenBank genome assembly
AUGGACUUCAUCUCCGGCUGGACGGGAGGAGCCUUCGGCACGCUGCUGGUGCACCCACUGGAUACGAUCCGCACCAGGCAGGCCGUGCACGGCCUCGGGCUACUCCCGACACUUCGGGGGAUCCUCCAGCGCGAGGGCUUCGCGUCGCUUUACAGCGGCGUCUUCAGCCCUUGCCUGACCUCGGGAGUGUGGAAGGGGGUUACCAUGACGGCGCACUACCAGACGCAGCAGCUGCUGUCAAAAUACCGCGGCCUGCCCAGUGCGCAGGACCUCUCGGUGCUGGACGUGGCUGUUUGUGCCAGUGUUGCGGGAAUGGCUGGCGGCAUGGUCGUCGCGCCUGCUGAGCUCAUUAAGAGCCGCACGCAGAUAUGUGUCGAGGGCACCAGCAACCCAUACCAGAAGGAACUCAAGCAGGUCGCUGCGCUCAUGAAGCCCGGGGCCUGGACCAAGGCCUUCCGUGGAGCGCCCUUGAUCGUGCUUCGUGACGGCCCUGGAACAUUUGUGUACCUCGGCGUCUACGAGUACGCGAAGCGCCGCCUCGAGAGCUUGAGCUGGCCCGCGUGGUCGAAGACCGCUCUGGCCGCCUCCGUCGCCGGGCCCAGCGGAUGGGUGGCCAUUUACCCAAUCGAAGUGCUUCGAAUCCGAUUCCAGGGCGAGCUGGGCUGGCAGUCCUACACAGAGGUCUGCCAGCACAUCUACAAGCAGCACGGCUUGCCCGGCUUCUUCCGUGGCAUGGGAACAUGCCUAAUUCGUUCGAGCUUCCAAAUAUCCUGCACGCUUGUAAUCUUCGAGUCCAUGCGGGCAUGGCGUUGA